CUCCAAAGUUGGCCACCGGUGGAUAACACAAAUGGAAUACCAACCACCUUCAUCAUCUUCUUCUUUAUCAUCAUCAUCAUCAUCAUCAUCAUCAUCUUCAUCUUCAUCUUCUUCCUUAACAUCUUCAACUCCAUCAUCAAUCUCAAAGACUGAAGAACUUGAUUAUCCACUCCAUGCUAUCGGCUUCGAAAUCGAUGAAGUUUCUCCCGCUAAAGUCACCGGCCGUCUUCUUGUCACUCACAAAUGUUGCCAGCCGUUCAAGGUUUUACACGGAGGAGUAUCGGCGUUGAUAGCGGAGUCACUGGCGAGCAUGGGAGCACACAUGGCAAGUGGGCUAAAGCGGGUGGCCGGCAUUCACCUAAGCAUCAACCACAUGAAGGGGGCUAAGCUAGGUGACCUUGUUCUUGCUCAGGCCCUUCCUCUAACACUUGGCCGUACUAUUCAGGUAUGGGAAGUGCAACUUUGGAAAACAGAGCCCAGCAAAACCUUGGUAUCAUCUUCCCGUGUUACUCUGCUUUGCAACCUUCCUGUGCCAGACGAUGCCAAGGAUGCUGAUAAACAUCUUCGAAAAUAUGCCAAACUAUGACUUCUAAGUUCUGAUUGAUUAAUCAUACACCGUAAAUCAAGUUGAAAUGUUAGUACAUAUAUAUUUGUCUAAACACUCUAAAGUAAACCCAGAUAACUUGCAAGUCACAUACAAGGCUAGCAACUGGAGCCAUAGCCAUUGUUAUUUUCUCGUCUGAUCCUCUGUUUAAAGAUGGUAUUUUAGUAAAUUAAGAUGAUGACGAUGAAUUAAUACAAGCUGAUUGAGUCCUCUAAAA
Messenger RNA from Spinacia oleracea (spinach), 821 nucleotides. Its product is annotated as 1,4-dihydroxy-2-naphthoyl-CoA thioesterase 1. Lineage: Eukaryota; Viridiplantae; Streptophyta; Magnoliopsida; Caryophyllales; Amaranthaceae. Bases 32 to 586 code for a protein of 184 amino acids. Gene Ontology annotation, biological process: phylloquinone biosynthetic process. Gene Ontology annotation, cellular component: peroxisome. Gene Ontology annotation, molecular function: 1,4-dihydroxy-2-naphthoyl-CoA thioesterase activity. The transcript is spliced from 3 exons. The record is from RefSeq and is a predicted model, not a curated record.